AUGGAAAGUCCCAUUGAUGCCCGUACUGGGUUAGCUAUAACUCUCAAUCGACCACUCUCAACUUCCGUCGCCUGUAGUGGCUCCGUAUGCGCAUGUACUGCCGCUGUGCAGCAUGCAGCGAACCACGAGUACCUCACCUCGUGCAAACCGCUCGAGUGGAUUUUCUCGACGCAAAGGGGCGACAGCGGCUCUUCCUCCCGACCGAUCUACGCCAGCGCUCUCGGCCCAGACCUCCCCGAAAUGCCGCGUAACGACAGCAAUAUCUCUGCCAAAUUCGCUGCGACACACUUUCAGUCAAGUGCUCCAUACGACUUGACAAACUACCAGCUUGGUGCAAAACGGCAGCAAAUGUCAACCAAUUUGUUUGCGCUCUAG
This is a messenger RNA of Peronospora matthiolae, 375 nucleotides long. NCBI's taxonomy places the organism in Eukaryota, Oomycota, Peronosporomycetes, Peronosporales, Peronosporaceae. The record is from the annotation of a GenBank genome assembly.